Messenger RNA from Aureococcus anophagefferens, 2514 nucleotides. RefSeq lists its product as hypothetical. The record is from RefSeq and is a predicted model, not a curated record. Lineage: Eukaryota; Pelagophyceae; Pelagomonadales; Pelagomonadaceae. The coding region runs from base 1 to 2514 and encodes 837 amino acids. The transcript is spliced from 7 exons.
AUGGCGACGCGCGGUGGAAAAUUCCAGAGUGCUGGCGGGACGAAAGCCAUGAAUCUCACAGAAAAAUGUUCGCACUUAAUUCGAGGGCCUGUCCUACGCGAUCAAACGCGUCGGUUUCUGAGGGGUGGGAACAACCCGGGUCAAAAUGCUACUUACGGACAUCCGUUGCCCUUGAUUGUGGGUUCGAAUCUCCACGCGCGCGUGACGACGACGACGGCGGCGGCGGCGGCGGCGGCGGCGACGACGACGACGACGACCGAGCGACCGACCAACCCAGCCCUACUGAAGGGAAUCGACUGGGGCGAUGAUACACGAUCCCCGAUGCUGCGAGAGUUCGACAGACAUGAAAAAGGAGUCGAGGGGAUCAAUCGCGCCCCAUCCCAGCCCCCGAAGGACCGUUUGAGUCACCAUGCGAUUGGCAGCACUUCGCGUCUACGCAUGUGCUUCGGGCUCACACUAGCGGAGCACGAAGCUGCUGGGAUCGUCUGCAUCUCCUUCAAUAUAAGCUGUGCGCUCCGAGCCAUCAAUAUCCCAAAAUUCAUCAUAGAUUGUGAAGUUUAUUCCGUCAAGGGUGGUAACGCUGUCCUUGCAGUGCUACCAUUCAUUGCCAGGGUUCAAGAACCAAGUAAAGUUCUGAUUCGCGCGGCGCGCCUUGGUUUGCUUGAGUCUUUGCUUGGCAACGGAAGGUCAGUCGCUGAUGACGGAAAAUUCUCACCGGGCCAGCCGGUCGGUGCCACCAACGGCAUGUGCUUGGUGGACGCAGGCCCUUCCGAGUCUCUCGGCUACGGACAACUUGGGGCAUACGCAAUCCGUUCAAACACAUUCGCCUCUAGGCUAGUCCACCAUGUAUUGGGGGAUAAACCUGGGACGGUACCUCAUGAGGGUGCGACUGGUACAGUAUUGGAAUCUUUGCGUCAUAGUGCAGUCGUGGCGCAGCUUCUUGCAUUGGGGCCUGCGCCAGCACCACUGGCUGUGAUCGCCAAAUUCAUGGGCCAGGUUGCUCAAAUAUUCGCUGACCUACUUCGUCAAACUCCAACGAGCAAGUGUUACUGUAAGAUGAGAGCAUUAAGAUUACAGCGCACGGGACAGCUCUGGCACAUAGAGUUAGAGAGCAGUGAUGGGAGCGGUAUGCAUCAUUCCAUCUAUGCCGAGCAUGUUAUUCUCGCCCUAGGUGCUUUCCAGGAAGCACCACGAUUGAACCAGCGACAUCACCAGACCAAGGUGGUCUGCUCCAAUGAUGUUCUUUCCAAGGGAGGGCUACAAAUGAUACGUGCAAAACUAGGGCCAAAGCAUGGAAAGGUCUGUGUUGUUGGUGGUGCACAUUCGGCUUUCUCUGUGGCCUGGCUAUGUCUGCGCGGCGAAUCAACGCAGUGUGAGAUCCUGAAUACCACCUCUGCAGUCUCAUCCAUCCACAACACCCACACUGCUGCCAAGUCCCCACACCGCAGUCUUGGGUCUAACACAACAGCGCCAGUUGUGACGAAUUUGGAAUCAACAUCUGUAAUCUGUGUCGAGCAGCAGAUCAGAGAUCGCACUGAUCAGAGCUCUGCAUCAUCACCUCCCACUGACGAGAGUUUGAAAUCUAUCGGAUUCGCCCCGAAUGCGAGUGAUGUUACGCUUGCACCUCUCCCUCCCCUUGAAAUCAGCUGUGCACGCACUCAACUUGUUGCACCAUCCAGUUUACCAUGCGCCGCGGCCUUACCUCAAGCUGCAACAAUCCACCUCUCUCUCAAUAUCUUGCAUCGUUCACCAGUGCGUGUCUUUUAUGUCUCGAAGCGUGAUGCAGAUGCUGACGGCUACAGGGACUAUAAGCAGACGAAUCGCCACGGGCAGGUUCACGCAUUUGCAGGCCUCCGCGGUGAUGCAAAGAACUUUUUCAAUGAUGUCAUACGCGGGCGUGAACCACGUGUACGCCUUUGCCAGGUCAAGCCAGGCGGUAGUAAGAGUCUCAUCACGCGUUGCUUUGAUGAAGCACAUGUCAUCGUUUGCCUUCGUACUGCCCAGGGUCAGAUUCAAGUUGAUCAACGAGGACGUAUACUAUGCGGCAUCUCAGAUUGCAUGCCAAAUCUUUAUGGCAAUGGUCACGGCUACGGUCUACCUGCCACGUACGAAAAUGGUGAACUUGACGGCUCCAAGGGACGUGCAGAUGGUGUUGCGGUUUAUAUGAAACAAGGUGCCGCUGUAAUUCUCCAUGAAAUUCUUGGUGACAGGUAUUCAGGGCCACCCCCGCACAUUUCCCCAGAUAGACCACCUCCACCUAAACUUGUCGCUGCCAACCCCGAAAAACAGCUUGCGCACGUCGAUCGUCUCUGCCAACCGAGGCCACCGGUUCCGAGCACUCCUCACCACUGUGCAGGCUGCAUCGCUUCGCCUGUUUCCAAGGUCACUCGUGGGUCGAAGAGGCCAAAGCAUGGCAAGAAGGUUACGCCGCCUAGACCAUGCACUCUCAUUGACCACCCCCCGAAUACGUUUCCCGCACCAGAAAAGGUGCCGCUAUUCAAUUCGAUUUCUUGA